AUGAGAUCUGGGACUACGGAUAAAGAGGGUCCCGCGGAAUUUCGAACAUGCCCCGGUCAUUCUUCGUCACAGGAAUUAGCGAUGGUGCGUGUCCAGAAGAGAUUCACUUUCGCUGGCACCUUAAUAGCUCUACUGGAAAGGUUUCACGACAAGACGAUAGUGUUCCCCGAAUGCGCCUUUUUACAACUGUGGGAUCGCGGAGGACGUAAACUCUGGAUCGUAAGUGCUCACGCACCUACGGAAACCGCUGAGGACAACAGUAAGGACGCCUUCUAUGAUGAACUCAAUGCGUUGAUGUCUAAAAUACCAAGCCAGCAGCAAUCCGAUGUGCUAGGAAAAUGGUACUAUGCAGCGGAGCGCACGUCGGACAACGGUGACCGUCUGGUCGACUUGUGCGAACAGACAGGCCACAUCAUCGCUUCCACGUUUAAGAGGAAUCAUCGACGCCAGCAGCUCACGUGGCAGGGGUCAACCCUUUUAACGCCUGAAGACCAGCGCAGGCGAAAGAUGAGAACUCUUAAGCUUCAGCUCGACUACGUUCAGGCGAGGAACAUUCCUCAGUCAGAUAUCCGAAACUCUAGAGCUGUUUGGGACGUCGCGUUCGACUCUGACCACCGUCCAGUUCUUCUCAGCUUCAAGAUACGGUUCUACAAGAGAAACCGAGGAGUUCCUUUUCAACUGAAAAUCGACAUGGCAGGUCUGAAGACGAUGAAUGCAGAACAAAAUGCCGCCAACGUGUGUCUAUUCAUGUUGGAGUACGGACCAGGAAGAAGCUUAGCGAUGCUGAUUCCUUCACAAAGUGCAUCCAGGACGCUGCAAGGGGAACGCUCCCGAGCUGGUGACUUCAACCAGGAAAAGCGUCUUAGAAGGAAGAUGCGUCAUCAACUGCAACAAGACCGCGAUAACGAGUGGACGUCAAGAGCGAUGGAGUUUGAGAAGUCGUGGGAGGACAGGAAUCCGCGGAAAGCCUAUGCUCUACUAAAACAGCAUAGCGGCAAAAUGAAAAGAUGUUCCCCUUUCCUCAACACUGCCAAUGGGGUAGCUGUCGGUGAAGCAACCCUUCCAAUUUGGGAGGAACACUUCAGGACCUUGCUGAACCGGCUAGCACCGUCAGCUCCUGAACUCGAACACCGACAUAUGCGGUUAACGAGGAGCCACCGACCGCGUCGGAGGUCCUGGUCUGUAUUCAAGAAAUGA
Molecule: messenger RNA, 1197 nt
Organism: Necator americanus (New World hookworm)
Lineage: Eukaryota; Metazoa; Nematoda; Chromadorea; Rhabditida; Ancylostomatidae
Exons: 4
Coding region: 1-1197 (398 amino acids)
Source: RefSeq, a predicted model, not a curated record